Messenger RNA from Daphnia pulex (common water flea), 2066 nucleotides. RefSeq names its product protein adenylyltransferase SelO, mitochondrial-like. Lineage: Eukaryota; Metazoa; Arthropoda; Branchiopoda; Diplostraca; Daphniidae. The record is from RefSeq and is a predicted model, not a curated record. The transcript has 5 exons. The coding region runs from base 849 to 1922 and encodes 357 amino acids.
GAAACAAAUGAUAAGCGCCGUCGACCCGUCGUCUGAAUUGACGUAAAUGAGUGACAGUUUACAGUCGCAGAAUAUUUUUAAGGAAUAAAUAAAAAGACAAAGUAACGCGUCUACAUUUGUUCAAGUGUAUCAGUUAUGUAACAAAGCUAGUUUUAUAUGCAAGACCUUAUAGUCAUGAAAUAGCAAAAUCCGGAUCCCAACUCCUAUUGACAUCUUUGUAUUUUCGUUAUCUUUAUAGUAAAUGUCUCUUUUCCUAAUAUAUACAACUUUAUUUUCCAUUUCCUUUGUAGUGUUUGGAUCUACUUCAUCUAAGUGUUCAAGAGCACUUUGGUCUUUCCCUGCUUUGUUUGAAAAAUAUUCUAUCUCUACUAUUAAUCAGUGUAAAAGAAUGAAAUCUUUAUCUGAGUGGAGUUUCACACAGCCAAACCUAUUAGUCCAAUUCCCAAUUGAUCCUAUUAAAGAAAAUUACAUAAGAAGAGUACCAGGCUGUGUAUUUUCUCAUGCAACACCAACACCGCUCAAGACACAAUUGCAGUUGGUUUCUGCUUCUCAUGAUGUAUUAGAAAACAUUCUAGACCUGAAUCCUAUUGAAGAAGCCAAUCCAGUUUUCGCUAAGUUUAUUGCUGGCAACGAGUUGCUACCUGGCUCAGUAACAAUUGCUCAUCGAUAUGGUGGUUAUCAAUUUACUGGGCAGAUCAACUUGGCGAUGGCAGAGCAAUAACACUUGGUGAAUAUGUCAAUAGCAAAGGAAACCGUUGGGAAUUGCAACUUAAAGGUGCUGGCAAAACCCCCUACUCUAGAAAUGGAGAUGGGCGCGCUGUUUUGAGAUCAUCCAUCAGAGAAUAUUUAUGUUCAGAAGCAAUGCAUGCAUUAGGGCUGCUGCAAUCGUCGUUAGCAAAGACAAGGUCGUUCGCGACCAAUUUUACAAUGGAAGGAUGAAAUACGAACCGACAGCAGUUGUUCUUAGGCUCGCUCCUACUUGGUUCCGGAUCGGAUCAUUAGAAAUAUUAACAAGAGAGAAGGAAGUAACAAACUUGAAGCAAGUUGUUGACUUUACAAUCGAACAUUACAUGCCCACGAUUCCACAAGGGAAUUACCUGAAAUUUUUGACAACAGUCUUGGAACAAUCGGCAGCGUUGGUUUCCCUGUGGAUGGCCCAUGGUUUCACGCAUGGAGUUCUGAACACGGACAACAUGAGUCUACUUUCCAUUACCAUUGAUUACGGCCCUUUCGGAUUUCUGGAUUCGUACAAUCCAUCGUUUGUACCCAAUCACAGUGACGAUGAGGGUCGCUACUCGUACCUGAACCAACCGAAAAUAUUCAAAUGGAAUAUGGCCCGUUUGGCUGACGCCCUCCAGCCGCUGCUAUCCGCCGAAGAACAAAAAGAAGCUGCAGCCACCAUCGGUCGAUUUGACGAAAUUUACCAGCAGCAAUUUAUUUCCAUCUUCAGACGCAAGUUAGGACUCUCCAAGGCAGCAAAAGAUGAAGUCAAACUUGUCCAACUCCUUCUGGACAUGAUGCAACAGCGACGGGCCGAUUUCACGCAAACCUUUCGACAAUUGGGUGCUAUUCAUUUGGACAACAUCGAGCUCGGUGAAGAGCAUUGGGCCCUGCAUUCCAUAACGACCCAUCCCAGCUUCAGUGAAUUCAUCAGUCUGUAUCAAAGAAUCGUACAAGAAACGGGAAUAUCGGACGAGGAGCGAUGCAGAGUCAUGAACGGUGUUAAUCCUCGGUACGUGCUCCGCAAUUGGAUGGCUGAGGCGGCCAUUCGCCAAGCGGAGAAAGACGAUUUCCACCUGACCCACCUGCUGUCCAAAGUGUUGAGCAAACCUUACGACAAAGACGACGAAGCGGAAUCUUUGGGCUUUUCGAAUCCCCCACCCGACUGGGCUUGCUCACUCCGAGUCAGCUGUUCCAGUUGAGAAGAUAAAACACAACAGAAAUGAAUUGACACUCGACAUGUUGUUUAAAGUGACUUGAUUUUUUUAAAUUUCGAUCAGCGAAUUGUAACAUGCAUACACGGGAAAAAAAGAAGAGAGAUAAGCAAUACAAUUUAUUGACGGUUA